This is a messenger RNA of Wasmannia auropunctata (little fire ant), 912 nucleotides long. Its product is annotated as transcription factor Adf-1-like. The transcript has 6 exons. The annotation marks the transcript as partial. Lineage: Eukaryota; Metazoa; Arthropoda; Insecta; Hymenoptera; Formicidae. Gene Ontology annotation, cellular component: nucleus; transcription regulator complex. Gene Ontology annotation, biological process: regulation of transcription by RNA polymerase II. The record is from RefSeq and is a predicted model, not a curated record.
CGCGCGCCAUCGCACAAGCUAUUCUGCAGUUACUGUUGUGUUCUGCGUAAAUUCAAAUCAUGGAACUUCACCAGUCGACAUCCGAUAGACUUGCCAGGAUUCAAGAUUUUUGCCUCGUCCUGGCUAUUACGUUGUCGCAUUGGAUAAAAAUUCAUCCUUACGAAUUUUUUGUCUCGUUAUCUGUGUAAACGAAGCUCGAAUCCUACGUAUAAAUUCACGAACUUCACCAGACUGCAUUCAACAGAUCUGCUGGUAUAUAUUUGCGUAUGUAUAAUUGUUUUCAAAACAUUGCAUGUUAGAUUAGGUUAACUGUUGUCGUGGAAUUAUCGUUUCAUUGAGACAAUGAUUUCAGGAUGUAAGAUUUUUGCUUGUCGUGGCUACGUUGUUCAGUGUAAACGAAACUCGAAUCCGAUGCGUAAAUUGGCGAGCUUCACCAAGUGGCAUUCAACAGACCUGCUGGUAUAUAUUGCGAUUCAAGAUUUUGGUCUCAUCGUGGCUGUCUUUUCUCAGUAUAAGGAUAAUAAUGAAUCUUAUUAUCGAGAUGCUAAUGAGAUUGAAGAUGAAGUAAUUUGUGAAAUAAACACUCAAAGUGAAGUGGAUGGAGAUAGACUUCUUAUCUCAUUAGUUCAAAGUCACCCUUAUUUAUACAAUAAGGAGUUGAGUGAUUUUAAGGAUGCUUUGAAGAAGGAAAAUGCUUGGAUCGAAAUAGCCAAGAUUUUAAAUAUGAAAAUGGGUGAGUGUCAAACCAGAUGGACGCGAUUAAGGGAGCGUUAUACACGAGAGAAAAAACAAAAGCAAGAAGAGUCAACGACUGGAAGUGGAGCAUCAAGACGAAAAACCUUUGAAUUUUUUGAUAAUAUGAAGUUCUUGGAACCAUUCAUUAAAAAAAGAAGAACGAUGACCAACAUAAGA